This is a messenger RNA of Olea europaea var. sylvestris, 1054 nucleotides long. Its product is annotated as zinc finger protein JAGGED-like. Lineage: Eukaryota; Viridiplantae; Streptophyta; Magnoliopsida; Lamiales; Oleaceae. The record is from RefSeq and is a predicted model, not a curated record. Bases 189 to 443 code for a protein of 84 amino acids. The transcript is spliced from 5 exons. Gene Ontology annotation, molecular function: DNA-binding transcription factor activity.
GUUUCCUGAGAGAGUAGCAGAAAAAAACUGAGAGAACUUUCAAGAACUCCUUCCUUCAACCCACUCAACUAUCCUCGACACUUCAGCCUCAAACUGAAGUCUUAUAAUUUUCCAGUCUUCAGCAAACUCAAAUCUGAAAGUUCUUUAAUCCCCUCAUAUUUUUCUGUCUGCCUUUCUUGUCUUGUAGAAUGAGAUCAGAAGGAAAUCCUUUAGACCUCAACAACUUACCUGAAGAUUACUUUAAAGAUGGCAAACAGGUCCUUGAGGACAGCUCUUCAUCUUCUGCGUACAGGAAAAACAAAAGCAGUACUAUGGAUGAAAAGGAAGAGCGUGGGAAGGUCUAUGAGUGUAGGUUUUGUUCUAUGAAGUUCUGCAAGUCUCAAGCUCUUGGGGGACACAUGAACCGCCACCGCCAAGAGAGGGAGACAGAAACACUGAACUAGGCUCUUCAUUUGGUCUUCACUAGUGAUUUAGAACCAGGAGCUCAUGACCUAGGGUAUGUUUCCAGUGGCCAACCAAUUCCACAUGGAAACGUCAUGGUUGAUCCAACAAUGUCAUUCAGAUCAAUCUACCCAACAAGAAUGGUUCCUGGUUCCUCACCCCUUUUUCCACCACCUCCACAAAGAAUGCCACCAUCUCCACCACCCGGGCUCCCGCUGCUUCCACCCCAGCCUUACUUGAACACUUCUUUGCAGAUAGGCUCCUUCCCUGCACAAUGUCCCGGCCAGUUGGUGAAUGACUACUUUGUUUCUGGCCAUGUCCUCCACGGAAACUCACGGUAUUCACACUCUAACUCUGGCUAUUCUUCAGCACCACAUGAUCCUAAUUUCACCUGCCUAAGUGCACAAGUUGGACGUGGAUUUCCAAAUGGUAAUGCGAGCUGCAGCCAAGGACAAGAUGGAGUUGAUGAUGUUAGUGACAUGUCUCUGCACAAUCUGGAGGAAGGAUUUAAUUGGGGCCGAAGAUAGAAAAUGACAAUAUAGCAAGAUUUUGUAUCUUUUAUUGAUAAAUCAGUUUCAAGAUCGACAAAUGAUUUUUUAUUUUUAUUUUUUUU